GCGAUAAAUCUGUAUUAGAAGUUGUCGGUGUUGUUGAGAUCUCAAUCUUUAUUUAUGUUUGGAGCUCAAGAAAAGAAAAGGAAAGAAAAGAAAAGAAUGAGCAAAGAAGCAGCAGCAGAGUACCACUCCAAGGAUUUCGAGUGGGAUCAACUCAGACGAGAAAUCGAAUCCGACCCAUCUCUUCUCUACCAUUUUCUUCUACCUCUCGAUGAUACCCAUCUUCCCUCAUCUUCUCAAUCUUUUUCUGGGUCUGUCUCAUCUUCUCCUUCCCAACACUCAGAUGCAUGGAACAAGUUUCACUCUCGUCACUCCUCCGGAAAAUUCUUCAAGGUUCAGUUCAACCUCUUUCACAGUCAUAUUGAUGAUUGUUUAUGAGAGGCGGUAUUUGUUGAAGGAAUUUCCUGAACUAUUGUCUUGUGAUGAAUAUUCGAAAGUUUUGGAAGUGGGAUGUGGUAAUGGCAGUACUGUUCUACCAAUUUUACGUGGCAACGAGAGCAUCACUGUCUAUUCUUGUGAUUGUAGCAUUGAGGCUCUUAAAAGGGCUGAAGAAGUGAUAGAUGCCACUGAUUUAAUCUCAGUAAAACAUCGUUUUCAUCCAUUCCCUUGUGAUUUUUCUAUUAGUGGGUUUCCGAAGUGGUUGGCCUGCGACUCUUGCAGGGAAGUUAAUCUGCAAAAGCAGGACACUUGCCUUUCUGAUGUUGAAGACAAGAGAGGGGCAGGAUUAAAUGAUUUUACUUCUUUGAAGGAACAUAAAUGCUGCCUUGGUGGGGUGGAUUUUGUGACCUUGAUAUUCACGCUGUCAGCAGUACCACUUCACAGGAUGCCAGCAGCCAUUGCAGCAUGUUUCUCAGUAUUGAAACCUGGUGGCCUACUUCUAUUCAGAGAUUAUGGCCUUUAUGACAUGACGAUGCUUCGAUUUGAGCCAGACAAAAAAGUGGGAUUUAGGGAAUACAUGCGUUCUGAUGGAACUCGUUCCUACUUUUUUUGUUUGGAUACUGUGAGGGAUCUCUUUGUGGGCUCUGGCUUCACUGAGCUUGAGCUUGAAUAUUGUUGUGUUACGUCCGUGAAUCGUCGGAAAGGAAAGAGCAUGCGGAGGGUAUGGGUUCAUGGGAAGUUCCAGAAGUCGGUAUGAAGUUAUCCCUCAAUUGUCCCUCAUUGGAGUGUCAUUACCAUGAAGGACUGUAAAACUUUUGUUGCUUUUAGGAAGAUGCAAGAAAGUAUUCAUUUGUUUUCGAUUUUGGGAUAAAGCUGUAUGAGACAGAAAUAUGGAGCAAGAAUAUUCAAGGUUAAGGGUUAAUUGUGAAGAAUGAAAUUGUGGCUUUAAUUA
Camellia sinensis is the source of this 1327-nucleotide messenger RNA. Lineage: Eukaryota; Viridiplantae; Streptophyta; Magnoliopsida; Ericales; Theaceae. The record is from RefSeq and is a predicted model, not a curated record.